CGUGUUCUGAUUGGCUGCCGGUAAAGACAGGUGACCUAGUUGGCGCGGCUGAGGGAAAUUCACAAGUCGCUCCAGGCCCCGGGCCUGGUUCCUGGUCCUCGGACAGACUACCGGCCACCGGAAUCGUCGGCCUGGCGAGGGAGGGCGGACGGAGCCGGCGGCCCGUGACCCACUGCGCCUGGCAAGGAGCGGACGCCUACAGGCACCCUGAGUACAUUCUGCAUCACUGGACGGUGGGGAUUAGCUGGUGGAUUUCAGGCAUGUUGUGGAAGUUGCUGAGAUCCCAGCCUUGCAGGCUGUGUUCUUUCAGAAAGAUGCUAUCAGCUCCCAAAUACAGACCUUUUUUAGCUCGCUUCACCUAUACAACCAACAGUCAGCCUAACAAAGAAAAUCAAAGAACAGUGGAAAAGCUCCAUAAAUUUUCAGUUGACAUCAGGAAAAUACGCAGAUUAAAAGGAUGGGUCCUUUUGGAAGGUGAAACCUAUGUUGAAGAAAUUGCAAAUAUUUUACAGCAACUAGGUGCCAAUGAGACUGUGGUAGCCAGUAUUUUGGAACGCUGCCCAGAAGCCAUUGUCUGCAGUCCAAACGCUGUUAACUCACAGAGAGAACUCUGGCAGUCCCUCUGCAAAAAUGAGGAAGAGUUAGUCAAGUUAAUAGAACAGUUUCCAGAAUCUUUCUUUACGGUUAAAGACCAGGAGAACCGGAAACUAAAUGUUCAGUUCUUUCAAGAGUUGGGACUCAAAAAUGUGGUCAUUAGCAGGUUUUUGACAACUGCACCUAGUAUUUUUCAUAAUCCUGUUGAGAAGAAUAAGCAAGUGAUAAGGAUUCUCCAGGAGAGUUAUCUAAAUUUAGGUAGCUCCGAGACCAACAUGAAAGUUUGGCUACUGAAGUUAUUAAGCCAAAACCCAUUUAUUUUGUUAAAUUCUUCUGCAGCUAUAAAGGAAACACUGGAAUUUCUCCAGGAGCAAGGUUUCACAGACUCUGAAAUUCUCCAGCUUCUGUCCAAACUGAAAGGGUUUCUUUUUCAACUUGGCCUAAGAAGUAUACAGAACAGUAUUUCCUUCUCUAAAAAUGCUUUUAAAUGCACAGACCAUGACCUGAAGCAGUUAGUUUUGAAAUGUCGCCUUUUAUAUUAUUCUGUUCCCAUUUUGGAAGAGAGAAUUCAGGGAUUAUUGAAAGAAGGAAUUUCCAUAGCUCAGAUAAGAGAAACGCCCAUGGUUCUGGAAUUAACACCACAGAUAGUGCAGUAUAGGAUAAGGAAACUGAAUUCCUUAGGCUACAGAGUAAAGGAUGGACAUCUAGCAAGUCUAAAUGGAACGAAAAAAGAGUUUGAGGCUAACUUUGGUAAAAUCCAGGCCAAAAAAGGAAGGCCAUUAUUUAACCCUGUUGCACCAUUACAUGUUGAUGAGUAACUCACUGGCUGAUACUGCUUCCUUCUGGCAAUGCAGUGACACUGAGUAGCAAAGACACAGGAUUCAGGCUGUUUGCAGGCACCAGGAAUUUUACCUCUAAGUAAAUAAUCCCCAACUCAUAUGCUAUAUUAUAAAAUAUAAAUUACAUUUAUUUUAAAUAAAAGUUGCUAAUUUUGAUCUUAAGCUAUUUUUUUAAAAAUCUUGUACCAUUCAAUGGCACAUUAGUGUGAUAUAAGUGAAUCAUUUCUAAGAAACUGACAAGUGUCAUUUUUUAAAAAUUUUUUAUUGCCAAAACCAGUUUGGCUCAGUGGAUAGAGCGUCGGCUUGCGGACUGAAGGUCCCAGGUUCGAUUCCGGUCAAGGGCAUGUACCUGGGUUGCGGACACAUCCCCAGUAGGAGAUGUGCAGGAGGCAGCUGAUCGAUGUUUCUCUAUCAUCGAUGUUUCUAGCUCUCUGUCUCUCUCCCUUCCUCUCUGUAAAAAAUCAAUAAAAUAUAUUAAAAAAAAUAAAAAUAAAAAAAAUAAAAAAAAUAAAUUUGUUUUUAUUGAUUUCAGAGAAAGGGAGAGAAAGAGAUAGAAACAUCAGUGAUGAGAAUCCUUGAUCAGCUGCCUCCUGCACACCCCCUACUGGGGAUCGAGCCUACAACCUGAGCAUGUGCCCUGUUUGAGAGUCAAACCAUGAUCGGCCGGGGAAACAAGUGUCAUUUUUUUAUUUCUCUAGCACACUGGUUCUCAACCUGUGGGUCGCGACCCCUUUGGGGGUCCAACGACCCUUUCACAGAGGUUGCCUAAGACCAUCGCAAAACACAUAUAUAAUUACAUAUUAUUUUUGUGAUUAAUCACUAUGCUUUAAUUAUGUUCAAUUUGUAACAAUGAAAUUGGGGGUCACCACAACAUGAGGAACUGUAUUAAAGGGUCGCAGCAUUAGGAAGGUUGAGAACCACUGAUCUAGCACAUUUCAUCUGGGAUGUAGACCCAGCCUUCAUUCUCACCACCAGCUCUGAAACAUCACUACUGUGGUCUUGAGUUUUGUAGCUUAGUGUUAAAGUGAAACAUCAGCAGAUUUCUAAUACAUUUUUUUAGAGAAAGCUGAUUUUAUCUCCUGGUUGGAAUGAGUAUCUUUCAGAACCAAGUAUUACUCAUCCAGAAAGCACAAUUAGAGCUUAUUUGUAUGGUCACGUUGUUUAAAAUUGACCAUUUCUCUCUCUCAUGAAGUGCUUUUAAGUGCAUUCAUUACUUUCCCCAUUUUACAGAUGAGGAAACUGAACUUUAGAGAGGCCACUCAGCUGCCAAGUGACAGCCCAGAUUUACUAUGAUCCGACUUCUUUUCAAACCUUGUGAAUAGAAAAAGGAUUGCUUAUGAGUUGGCAUGAAAGAAGUCACCCCUCCUUGACCUGCCAAAAGAGUGAGUACCAACAAAUUUAGGGAUUUUUAUGAAAACUCUGUAAAAUGCCUUCAAUUUGAAAUGAUCUAAUUCAUAUACAUUUGAAGUACAUGGAGCAUUUUUAAGAACUUUCUGAAAAUCCUGGUCUGCCUAUAAAAGGGAAGGUGUGUGAUGGUUGGUACUUAGUAGCAGUUCACCUUUCUUUCUAAAUCUUGCCAAGAUAAACAUUACCCAAAGACUGGCCCACUUUCAGCUGUGGAGUUUGAACUUUGUAACAACCAAACAAUUAUUGACUCUGAUAGUCAAACCUCUAUGUGUGAAUGGUCUUUUCUUAAGGAAAAUAUGAAAAAUGCAGGCCAUGUCUUCAGCAAAUGCAAGUAGCCCUCACUAUCCGAUUCUGUUAAGUUCCUUAGGAGAGGAAAGACAUCUACGCAGCACCAAGUACCAGGCACACUGUGCUUUGCAACACUAGGAGUUCGCUACCAUUGUUUACUGGUCUACAGAUGAGAAGACUCAGGCACACAGAGGGUUACUCACCCAAAGUCACAUGGGAAUGUUCAAGAAAAAGAAUGGCAGUACAGUGGGGGCAGGUUGCAGGGCAAGGAGAGUACUCUGGUGCAGGAUGAGUAUUACGUCCAUCUAAAGAGCAGAAUCUCAUUCUGAGUGUGAUGGGAAACCCUUGGAGAAACUAGAUGCUUGUUGUCCCACCAUAAUUAUCAGUGGUGCUUUGUCUGUUGUCUCAGUUUGAAAUGCAUUGUAUAUUAUGUGGUCACCUUUUAGAUGUUAAUUUUUGAGAUGUCUACUAGAUAUCAGAGCAGAGAUGUCAAAGAGGCAAAUGCUAAAGUCCAGAAUUGUGAGAAGGUAGGACUGGAGAUAGAGAUCCAGGGGUCAUUUGCAUAUCUAUGAAAUGUAAAGCUAUGGCUCUCCAUGAGCUUAUCCAGAAACAAAGUGCAGAUUUGUAGCACUAGCUGGCCAUUCCUGGAAAGGGCUGACCACUGGAAGUCUGCCAAGAAAAGAGGGCAUGGUCAAUAAGAUUGAAUGCCAUGGACAUGCCAACUAAGAUACAGACAAGUGACUAAUAGAAUUGGCAAAUAGGAAAUCAUUAGUUGGCCCUAUCAGGAGUGAUUCUGGUGGACUGAGAAAGAUAAGAAAGCAACUGGAAUAGGUUGAAAGGCUAGAUGAAGAGGAAGAAACUGCAGUUGUUUUCAAGAAGUUUUUCUUUAAAGAAAGCAAAUACUAAGAUUUGUUUACUAGUACAUGCUGAUGGGUAUGACCCAAGAGAGCUGGAGAUGGAAAACUGUAGGUUUCAUAUCCUUGAGGAAGUGAAGGUGGGCAGACUUUGGAUGAGCACACAGAUACUAGUCCUGGUCUGAGUGUGGCAUCAGGUGUAGACAAGUUGAUGGAGUGGGUGGUAUGAGAAGCAGGAGAGUUGCUGUCAGAGAAGGACAGUAGAAUGGGAGAUGGGAGUAUGUAUAGCAAGAGAGUCGGAAGGAGGAGGUAAAGUCAUCUGGAGGAGUAGUAAAGUGAACAUACAAGAGGGUAUAUAAGAAAGUUUGUCAGAAUUGAGUGACCCUGUGUGCUUUGUCGGCCAUUAAUUUAGUCUAGUCAUUACAGCAGCAAACUUUAGGGGCACAGGCCCAUGUAGAGAACUUGUGACACAUACAGUUUUUAAAAUACAUUUGUAACUUACUCUAACCUGAAAAGAUUAAGUUAAAAUCCACAUUUGUGGUUAAAAAAAAAAAAAAUCCAGUAUAUUGCCCUAGCCAGUUUGGCUCAGUG
Myotis daubentonii (Daubenton's bat) is the source of this 4573-nucleotide messenger RNA. It is a transcript of the gene MTERF2, whose product is annotated as mitochondrial transcription termination factor 2. Gene Ontology annotation, cellular component: mitochondrial matrix. NCBI's taxonomy places the organism in Eukaryota, Metazoa, Chordata, Mammalia, Chiroptera, Vespertilionidae. Gene Ontology annotation, molecular function: double-stranded DNA binding. Gene Ontology annotation, biological process: termination of mitochondrial transcription; regulation of DNA-templated transcription. The record is from RefSeq and is a predicted model, not a curated record.